Molecule: messenger RNA, 1994 nt
Organism: Oncorhynchus keta (chum salmon)
Lineage: Eukaryota; Metazoa; Chordata; Actinopteri; Salmoniformes; Salmonidae
Product: ADP-ribosylation factor-like protein 8B-A
Exons: 7
Coding region: 153-701 (182 amino acids)
Biological process (GO): anterograde axonal transport; protein transport
Cellular component (GO): lysosomal membrane
Molecular function (GO): GTPase activity; GTP binding
Source: RefSeq, a predicted model, not a curated record
AUGCUACUUCCUGUAGACAUACUUUUGUUUGGCCGAACGGAACAGCUGUCUGGAGGCGGAUAGAACCAUAUCAUUAGGAAUUAAUAGGAUCUCUAUGAAUAGAAGUUACUGGUCUUGCUGUACUACUUUUGUGUUCAGUGGCACUCAUCAAGAUGCUGGCGCUAAUUAACAGACUUUUGGACUGGUUUAGGUCUCUCUUCUGGAAAGAAGAGAUGGAGCUCACGUUAGUUGGACUUCAGUACUCCGGGAAAACCACCUUUGUCAAUGUGAUAUCAUCUGGUCAGUUUAGUGAAGACAUGAUUCCCACAGUCGGCUUCAACAUGCGGAAGGUUACCAAAGGCAACGUGACGAUUAAGAUCUGGGACAUAGGUGGACAGCCUCGCUUCAGAAGCAUGUGGGAGAGGUACUGCCGAGGAGUCAAUGCCAUUGUUUACAUGGUGGAUGCAGCAGACCGUGAGAAGGUAGAGGCUUCCAGGAACGAGCUCCACAACCUGUUAGACAAGCCUCAGCUACAAGGCAUCCCUGUUCUAGUGCUUGGUAACAAGAGAGAUCUUCCCAGUGCGCUUGACGAGAAGCAACUCAUCGAAAAGUUGAAUUUGUCAGCCAUCCAGGACAGAGAAAUCUGUUGUUACUCUGUUUCCUGCAAAGAGAAGGACAACAUAGUUUUAUCCCAUCUUCAGAUAUCACUCUGCAGUGGUUAAUCCAGCAUUCCAAGUCUUGAAGAGUGUAGGUCCAGCCUGCUUCUGUGUCCUCCUUGCUGCCUCUGAAGUGGUUCUCUACCGCCCUGUCUACUCUCAACCCACCGCCACAUUCUGCACCGUUUGUGUAGUCUUCAAUUCACCACCACAACACCAACCACUGCUUACACUGCUUAGUCUUUCAGUUGUCACAAUACAGUGAUGAAGGACAGCGGAGAGUACCUACUCAUCAUACCUGUUUUCAGUGGAGAAGUUCUACGGGUUUGUGUCCAUCCUUUGGUUUUAACGCUACUAACUGGGUUCAGAGAGUCUCAUGACCUCCCAGCCCACCGGCAUUAUAUCAGUUUGACUCUGUAUUUAGGUGGUGGAAUCCAGUCUCUUCAUUCAGUAUCUACUCCAGUUCAAUGUCCCCAUUUGGUGUCAAUGUAAUAUUGUUUGAUUAUAAUUAAGGUUUUUGCCAAAACACAUCGCAUGUGUGAAUGCCUUUAUAUCCUGACACUGUGAUAUAUAUAUUGUACGUUAAUUGAUUUGCUGGUCAAUGGACAUAUUUAAUUAUGUAUUUUAUGAAGUGGUUUACAUGACAUGGAAAGUAAGACUGUAUGGAAUGCUGUAGUCUUGAGCUCAAUCCCAAAAGGGGUCUGCAGAGUUUAAAGUGCCUUCUGCAAAAUCUCUUUGAUUCCUGGAGCAAAUUAGCUAUUCAUGCAAGAAGAUGAUCAUCACACCAUACAGAUAUGCUGUACAUAAUGAAUGUUUUGACUUUUGACCCACGUCAUUUACUUAGUUGUCUCGGGACAUGUUCAUUCAACUCUGUAGAAUCCCACGUUAUUUAAUGCACUUGUGUAAAUAUGCUUCAAUAAUGAAAAGUGAUUGAUGUAAAUAGGAUGAAAUGUAGCUUGAUUUGAAGGGGAAGCAGAAAAACUGGAAGUUCGCCACAUUUAGUGAAAGAUGAAUAAUAAUGAUACUUUUCAGAUUGUAACUUCUUUUUGAGUGUCUGUCUCAUUGGUUACUCUUGAAUAUCAAGCCCACAGAGGGUCAUAUAAUUAAAUUGAUCAGAAAGCCAGCCAGUGUUACUCAUGGAGGUUAUGGCAGAUGAUGUCACUCAAUUCCUCACAAUGAUGAUCUGUCUCCCUCAUCUGUUGUCUGAGACAGUUUUACAUGGAUGCUUUGUCAUCUCUAAGCUUUUGCUUGAAUAAUGAUGUAUUUUGUGAAGCCUUACUGAUCCAAGGAAAAUGCUGCAAGCCACAAGAUGUCACCUGUCUUAGUUUCACAUGUUAUAUUAAAGAGUCAUUGUCAGUU